CGGGCCGGCACCGCGGCGCGCAGAUCUCGCUCCGGCUCCUCGCUGGCACAAACCACACGCGCACCCUCGACCCAUGGCAUCCCCAAAUCCCGCCCAGGUUCCUCUCCCUUCCCAUUCGCGGACGAUGUCGUCGCGCGUCGACAUUCGCGUCCCCAAAUCCCCGGUUUCUCUUCCUUCCUGUUCGCGGACGGCGCUUCCGCGCGUCGACGUUCGUGUCCCAAAUCCCGCCCCGGUUCGGCGCUUCCCCACAUCGAGGCGCCACACCAUCGCCGCCGGUCCCGAUAGCGUCGACAGCGCGUGGCCCCAUCGUUCGCGAACCAACCUGGCCAAGGGUGCCCUGCUGCUGACGGACAAGGACCUGGAGUCGGAGGAGAGCCUGUGGAGUCUGUACGAGCGGUGGCGCAGCGUGCACACCGUGUCGCGGGACCUCACGGAGAAGCAGAGCAGGUUCGAUGCGUUCAAGGAGGAGUUUGUCAGCAAGUACACGGGCGCCAAGGUCGUCGACCCCGACUCUGAGGCUGCCGCUGCCAGGCUCGCCAGCGACGUGUGCGUGUCGUCCAGCGACGAGUCGCCGCCGCAACUGGCCGCCUCUGCCGUGAAUACCAUCGUCACCGCCUUGAAGGACCACUGAGUCGUCACCGCCGUGAACGUCGUUAAUUUAUUCUGUAUUGCAGACUGGAGAGACACGAAGCCGUCACCGCCGUGAAGGACCAGGGGCAGUGCGCCAGCUGCUGGGCCUGGGCGCGGUAUCAUUUCCUUGCUUGUUUUACAAGAUCCAUUUUGAUGGUGGCCAUGUAGUCUUAGCUGAGUGACGACUUGUUUUUCAUAGAUCUGAUCUGAGUUUGUCAUGAUGUCGUGCGGCGAUCUGUUUGUCUGAGUUCGGAGACAGGUUAGUAUUCUAUCAGAUCCAAUGGUUCAUUGGUUUUGUCACUUGGACAUGGAUUCGGUGGUUUCAGGCUCAAUUGUUCGUCUCCUGUUGUGGUACGAUCAGAAACAGAUACUGCAGCCGUUGCCUGCAUACCAGGUGAAUUGUGUGGAGACCUUCGGUCCAUUCUUAUGUUAACUGUUGAUCACGCUUGUGGCCUUCUGGUUGUUUGUCCUUCUUAAACUUCAGAUGCAAGGAGGGACACUAGCCGUAUGUUUGAGAGACACUAGCCGUGCAGCACAAUCAGAUGCAAGGAGGGACACUAGCCGUCCUUCUUAAACUUCAGAUGCUGAUCUCAAUUUUUUCACAAAGACACUAGCCGUGCAGCACAAUCUUACGGUGUCUAGAGCAUGAAAGCUCCAUUUUUUCACAGCAUGUGCUUUGAUUUUAUGGAGGAGGCGUAUGUUUUUACCACUUACUCAUGAAGGCUCCAAUUUUCAUUAGUGCAUACCCUUGUUUUGCAGUUUUCAUGGGUGGUACAUGCAUUUUCUUCCACUAAAUAUCUUGAAGCUAUACAUUGUUGUAUAGCUUCCCAUUGAGACUGCCUUUUUAUUUGAAUGUAACAGGGACCCUUUUGUAAUCACCUUGUUCUUUGCCUUGUCCUUUGAAUGGGUAAAGCUAGAUCUGUCAAUAGAAUACACAGCCUGUUUGAGAGAGCUCUAGCUGAUGAUAAGUUGCAAAAGUCUGUCAUGUUGUGGAUUUAUCCUUGCUUAUUGUUUAAUUACUAAUCACUAUAUUUUCAUUUUAGGUAGCACAGGAACACCAGUUGGAAACAAAAAUGGAGAAAGCAGCUCAGAAUGAAGCUCUGUUUUGUUUUUUUCACAGCAACCAAGUGCAACUAGAUUAAUUAAUCUCACACAUGAGAUAAAGCUUAAGAAACAUGGUCUUUUGCCUUCGCACAAUCAUUUUAGUGGAUCAAAGAUAUGUGAUGAUCAAACCAAAUCAACUCCAAAUUCAGAUAUGGGUUCUUUGGAUUAUGACCUUACCAACAAAAGCUAGACUACAAAAGUUUGUUCUAACUCCUAAACGUUAUGUUCUUUUAUGACUCCUGAAAGUACAGAGUGACAUAUACUAUGUGCAGAUUUUUGUCGUUUCUUACUCUCUGCUUGCACUUCAUAUAAACAAAUUAAUGGUUGUAGUUCUUGUGUUUCAACUUACUGCAAUGUUAUAUUUGAAAAAAAGAUAUUAUUAUAUUCCUUUCCCUGCAGUAUUCCAUGAUAACCUCUAUUUCUUCAUUAGGCACCACAUUUUUUUGGCCAUAAUGCUAAUUAUUUUUUCUAAAACUCAAUGUUGGAUAUUUACACCAGCAUUUUCAUGCUUAAAAAUGGCAUUCAAACAGCCUAUAAAUCCAAUACCACGCCUAAAAUGAAUAGUAAAACUAUAACUAUAAGAGGUUUCAUUGUGCAGAUGUCCCACUCCUUUCGUCCCGUCGAGGGUGUCGAACAAUGAACGUGUUCGAUUGUUGGUCGUCUUUGCUGCUGUGCAGCUCGGAGUUGUAUGGGCUGCACAGAUCGAUGGAUUCCUGGCUGGUAAGCAAGCACCACCAGAGAAGUUUGUGAUCCCAGCUAAAAUCAAGCUGACACUGGAGCCAUGGACGUCGAGCUUAAGAGGGAGGUCAUCAAGAAGGCAUACGAGAUGGACCUUGCCCAGUUGUACAACCAGUGACACUACCGCUACAGUUUCUCAAGGAUAGGGGUGUUGCUUAGCUUGUAGCAACCGAUAACAACAUUUAUUUUUGUACUUCGAACUAUGUUUGAAAGCUUGUCUUUCUUUUCAGACUGUGGUUGACUGGUAAAUCAAUUGCAGAAAAAAGCUGAAGAUUACAGAAAUAGUUUGCAAAAAGAAGCACAAGCAAAAGCUCAAGCAUUACACUUUGAAGAUGAAUUAGCUAGAAAAAGAAUAUCAUGCUCCACAGAGGCGAUAGGAUGCUGAACUCGUGAAGAUAAAAGAGGCAUCUUCCCUUAGGAAAGAAGCUAGGCGUGCAACACCCGACAUCUAACUAUUCUUUCAAUAUAUACUGAGUACUGACUCGUACAAUAUAGCUUUUUUACUGUCUUUUUGCACACACUUGUUACCUUUUUCAUAUCACUUACAACCAUAUUGAAUCCUUGAUAUAAAUCUGUAUCUUAUUAUAUCUUGACCUGGCCCAUGUGCUAUUAUUUUGUCAGUUAUCUUAACUGUUGCACAACUAUGUGUUUUUCGAUUCCACAUGUAUUUACCAUUUCUUUUACUUUGCAGUUGUAUGUAUAGUUAGGACAAUCUGGUGACUAUAUUUAUUGGUUCAGGAUUGGAUCUCUAGCCUCACAAGAUCGGCGACUUGUAUGAUAAAUUCACUUACAGUUAAGUUACCUUUGGUCAACUGGAUUCUGGGGCAUGCACUUGUAGCUACUGGCAACUUUUAGACCAUUUUUGUAAUCUUUUCAAUUGAAAUUCGUGGCUAUUUGAGAGCUUCUCUGCGUUUCACUGAUAUCUUCCUUAUCACCGGUGUUGACGCGUGGUAGUGGAAAAGACACCUAAACAAUUCAUUUUUGUUUGGUUGGCAAUGGGAGAUCACACCUAAACAAUUCAUAGCAUUAAGGAAUGCAUUCGACCCUUACCAACAUAGAGCUGACUAACUUGCGAAAGUUAGCGAGGAACCUUCCAUGACAUUUUGCUCUAGGUAUUGCUUUUGACAGUGUCAAUAUUACUUUUGACUAUAAUAGAUUUUACUUGUUGUGUUCCAGAAUAAUGUGUAUAAUCUUGCAUAAAGUCAGGCCCUGUGUUUCUUAAGAGCAAAGGACUGAGUUGUGUUGCUACUUUGAACAUGAAAAUAAAAUGUGGUUGUGCACUAUGUAUUGCAUAUCUAGAAUUAUGUAUGAAUCAUCUACCUCCUGAUUAGAUAAGCGUUCUCAAUUUUUUAAAAUAUUUACCAGAUAUUCUAUUCUAUGCUACUCUUGUAAUUUGUUUCAUUCAACUAUAUAGGGAGUACCCAGAGUAAGGAGCACUCUGCCAGUUUAGAUGCAUGGAGGGGUGUUGAUGCCUUUGCGACAUCAAGCAAGUUUGGUAAACAAACUUUCAGUCUAGCAGAUUACAGAGAGCACUGAGAGAACCUGUUUUAUCGGUACGACAUUGUUUACUCACUAUAACUUCUCACACAGAAAACGACAUAGUGAUCUAUCCAUCUGAGUCAGGC
This is a messenger RNA of Zea mays, 4097 nucleotides long. RefSeq lists its product as uncharacterized. The coding region runs from base 74 to 631 and encodes 185 amino acids. NCBI's taxonomy places the organism in Eukaryota, Viridiplantae, Streptophyta, Magnoliopsida, Poales, Poaceae. The record is from RefSeq and is a predicted model, not a curated record. The transcript has 4 exons.